Cydia pomonella (codling moth) is the source of this 3719-nucleotide messenger RNA. RefSeq lists its product as uncharacterized. Bases 194 to 1477 code for a protein of 427 amino acids. NCBI's taxonomy places the organism in Eukaryota, Metazoa, Arthropoda, Insecta, Lepidoptera, Tortricidae. Gene Ontology annotation, cellular component: nucleus; NuA4 histone acetyltransferase complex. The record is from RefSeq and is a predicted model, not a curated record. Gene Ontology annotation, molecular function: protein binding; zinc ion binding. The transcript is spliced from 8 exons.
CAAGCACUACUCUAACUUGAUUGUGUGCCUAAAAACGUCUCAAAAACGUCAAACAGCGGCGUCAGCUGCAGCUGCAAGCCAACAUAGCCAACCGUCAACAAACUAGCGCCAUACCUUGAUGGAGCUUGAUUGAUUGAUAAUUCCAUUAUUGUGUUUAUCACAUAAAUUUACUGAAAACUAGAUUGUUUUUAAAAUGUACGAGAGUGGAGUAAAUUCGGAAGAACCCGUUAACUAUAAUUUGUUAUUUUGCCACGCUUGUCUUAGUUCUAAUAGAACAUUAACUCCGGUUGGAGACUACAUCAACAUUUAUCUCAAAAUUUGCGAUAAUUCACGAAUGAACUUGACUUCACAAAUAAAUGUGUGCUGGGAGUGCCUAGCGCUGCUGAAGAAAAUACAAGUUUUCAAGAGGAAGGUUGAGAAUGCUCAGAAGAUUCUGGACUACUGUGUCAGACAGCAGACUCCGCUAGAAGACAAUCUCUCCAACCUAACUCUCUCUAGCAUCGAAACAACCACAUUUGACUUCCCAGUCAUAGAUCAUGAUAAUAACUAUGAAAACUACCUAGAGGACAACAUAAAACCACCAGAAUACAAUGAUCUGGACAAAUGCAUGAGAUUAGAAGACUCUUUCACAGAUAAGUCAGAUUUUAGGCAUGAAGACUCAUACACAGACAAAUUGGACUUGAGGAAUGAAGAUUCAUAUAACGAACUAAUGUUUAAAAUAGAGGAUGUCAGAGGGCAGUGUGAUAUUCUACACGUUCCUGUGUUGGAUUUGACAGCGAGUUUGGCCGAGGUAAAAGUGAAAAUAGAACCCUUGGAUUCCCCGGAAGAUGAGGAAGAGAGGCAGCAUCACCGGUGGCAGCGCUCCGCCAUGCUGGUUUAUAAAAGGAUAUGUGGACACCGUUACGCGCAGCAUUUCCUGCGGCCCGUGACGGAUGACCUGGCCCCGCUCUACAGCCGCAUCGUGCGCCGACCCUCGGACCUGUCCACCAUCAGAAGGAGGAUCAAAGAUGGCGACAUCAGAACGACGGCAGAGUUCACACGCGCGUUGCUGUUGAUGUUUUCGAACGCGCUGAUGUACAAUAGCAGCCACCACUUCAUCUAUCAAAUGACGCUAGAAUUUCGAGAAGAGACGCUCCGCGAGCUGUCGCUGCUGACGUCGGCGGAGGAGGAGGCGGGGGCGGAGUGCCCGCUGGCGCGCCUGCUGCGCCGCCCCGCCCCCGCGCCGCUGGCCCCGCCCACCGCGCCGCCGCCGCGCGCCGCCACAGUGCACGCGGGGCGGAGAGCCUCCGUGCUAGACCGACCACAACACGAGCCCAUUAAAGUCCCUCCGGCCCCGCGGCGCCGCGCCUCCGUGUACGCGGCGGCGGAGCCCCGGCCCGCGGAGCCCCGGAAACGAACCAAGUGGGACUGGUCCAGUAUAGAGGACGAGUACCUAAUAGCGAAGAAAUACAAAAACAGUGUUGCUGUGUUACUAUAGGAUAAGUUAAAUUUAUUUUUACGAAUAUUGUGAUAAUUUACCCUAAUCUAAGGGUUCUACAGUCAUGGAGUCCGUGUAAACAUAGAUAAGUAAGCAUCAGUUCACUCCAUACAUUGUUUUGGUACCAACAAAUACUAAAAACAGAAUAAAAUAAAUAUUUAAGGGGAGCUCCCAUACAACAAACAUAAUUUUAUUGCCGUUUUUAUAAAUAAUGAUACGGAACCCUUCGUGCGCGAGUCCGACUCGUACUUGCCCGGUUUUUUAAAUGAAAGUAAACAAAAUCUACCCUCAAAUUGCUCCUUAAGCCUGUUGAGGGUAGAUGAAAACAUUACAUGAUCAAAUGAUGUAGGUUAAAGUCAGGUCGUUCAGUGACAGAUCCAGGCGGUUUUGUAUUUGGUUGGUUAACCAAUAAAUGUUAUAACUACCCGAAAAUGUACAAAUUGUUUGUUUACUUUUAGAUGAUAGAUAGUUUACUUAAAGCGGAAUUUAGCGGAAUUAUCAGUGCUCCUACUUGACAAUAGAUGUCGCGACGAACGAAAAGUCUAAUGCUCAACAAUUUUCAGCUAAUAUUAUAACCGGAUCAACCAGAACUUUAUUUUCAACUCCUUCUGCCUACUUGUAAUAUUACUUGUAAAUUGUUCACUAAUUGUUGAGAAAUACAAUUUUCGUCAGUCGCGACACCCGAGCCAUCUAGUGUCAAGUAGCGGUACUGAUAAUUACGCUACUCGAUGCUAGAUGUCGACUACGAAAAUAAUAAGGUUUUGGUACCAAAACUGAUGUAUGGAAUGAGCACUCUAUGCUUACUUCUUUCUCUAUGGUCUAAGUUACCUGAGCACCGACUAGGCAGCCGCAAAGUGUGGAACGCCACUAUAAUCUUUAAUAAUGUCCACAGGAUUUUGACGUACUAGCUUAGCGACCCUUCGUGCGAGCUUAGCUUCGCAUGGGUAGUAAAGCGUAAUAUUGUAUACACCUGUAUUUAUUUAUUAACACUUUAUUGUACAUAAAAUAAUAAGUACAAGGCGCGGACAUACAGACAGACAUAUGCGGCGGGGAACUUUUGAGGUGGCGCUCCCACACUGUCGCUUGCCAAGUCGGUGGACUCUAUUAGCUUCGACAGACUUUUUAAUUUUAGAAUUAUACUUUUUUUAUAGUGGAAUCUCAUUGCAUUUCAUUUAGGUGAAUUUCGUGUAGGGAUAUGAUGGUCGCGGUUUUUUUCUUUCUACGUGGUCGUCACGUGUUAAGACAGUCUCAUAUCCCUACAGGUAUAGAGAAAUAAGAACUAAAUGGCAACGCGCAUGUAACUCCUCUGGAGUUGCAGACGUACAUGGGCUACGGAGACUGCUUACCAUCAGGCGGGCCGUAUGCUUGUUUGCCACCGACGUAGUAUAAAAAAAAAAAAAAAUAGAGUGCUCACUCCAUACAUCAGUUUUGGUACCAAAACGCUUAUUUUCGUAGUCGACAUCUAGCAUCGAGUAGCGGAAUUAUCAGUACCGCUACUUGACAAUAGAUGUUGCGACGAACGAUAAGUCUAAUGCUCAACAAUUUUCAGCUAAUAUUAUUAGUUGUAAAUUGUUGACAAAUACAAUUUUCGUCAGUCGCGACACCCGAGCCAUCUAGUGUCAAGUAGCGGAACUGAUAAUUCCGCUACUCGAUGCUAGAUGUCGACUACGAAAAUAAUAAGCGUUUUGGUAUCAAAACUGAUGUAUGAAGUGAGCACUCAAUGCUUACUUCUUGUUUCUCUAUGCUACAGACUCUACAGAGUAGACUAAAAGGAAAUAUCUAUCUAUGGGCAUUUAUCAUUUUUUCAGUAAUACUCAAUUUUCAUUUUUUUCAAUUGUGGAACGAAAGUUGAUUAUGGUGGCAUGACUAAAAUUGUUAAUACAAUAAUUAGGUACGUGUUUUUUAAAUGUACCCAUGUUGUUAGCGUUUACAUGAUAGAAGUUUAUUAGCAACCUAGUCUAAAAUCAUUUCAUCUAUAAUUGCCAGGGGCGUAGCUACCGCCGUAUCUGCCGUAUCAAUUAUACGGGGCCCCCGGGCCACGGGGGCCCCCAACGUACGUUUUUGUGAGAAAUCUUUACCCUUCCUAAGGGCCCCCAAACAAAUUUUUAUACGGGGCCCCGCCAAGGCACGCUACGCCACUGAUAAUUGCAGUAUUUUUGAAUGGAAAUAAUUUGUUCCAAUUAGUGUGCCAAUUUUGCUGCUAUAGAUAUAAGAAGUAAACAUGAUCAUAUUUGAUUUUAAA